AGUAGUUCUCAAAAUGAAAGUAUUCAUUGGCCUGGUUCUGUUGAUGGCUGUCGCUUCGCUGUCAUCUGCUUUAUUCGAAUCUGAAGCAAGGGAAUGUGCUAAAAAACUGGGCAUUACCCCAGAUUACUUUGAAAAUUUUCCGCACAGCAGUCGAGUGAAGUGCUUUUAUCACUGCCAAAUGGAAAAACUUGAAAUAAUUGCCAAUGGUGUGGUAACUCCUUUCGAUUUGAAAGUACUAAACAUAUCACCGGAGAGCUAUGAUAAGUAUGGUGUAAAGGUUAAACCCUGCCUCAGACUAUCGCAUCGCGACAAAUGUGAGCUUGGUUAUUUGGUGUUCCAGUGCUUGAAACGAGAAUUCAACUUGUAAAAUUGUAUCUGAACGUGUUUAAAAUACAUUGAAACAUUAGAUAUAAUA
Molecule: messenger RNA, 415 nt
Organism: Drosophila simulans
Lineage: Eukaryota; Metazoa; Arthropoda; Insecta; Diptera; Drosophilidae
Gene: Obp51a
Exons: 2
Coding region: 14-367 (117 amino acids)
Molecular function (GO): odorant binding
Source: RefSeq, a predicted model, not a curated record